Molecule: messenger RNA, 2706 nt
Organism: Miniopterus natalensis
Lineage: Eukaryota; Metazoa; Chordata; Mammalia; Chiroptera; Miniopteridae
Source: RefSeq, a predicted model, not a curated record
CUCACGUGGGGCCAGCUGUGUCCUAUUCCGUACAUGUAUCUGAAGAUUACCCAGAUAAUACAUAUGUGUCAAGUUCAGAAAAUGAUGAAGAUGUAUUAGUUACUACAGAGCCAAUUCCAGUAAUUUUUCAUCGAAUAGCCACAGAAUUAAGAAAAACAAAUGACGUUAACUGUUGCUUAUCCAUAAAAUCCAAAUUACAGAAGGAAAAUGGGGAGGAGUCAAGACAAAGCAGUACAGUGGAAGAGGACUCUGAAGGGGACAACGACUCUGAAGAAUUCUAUUAUGGAGGACAGGUGAACUACGACGGGGAGCUGCACAAGCACCCGCAGCUCGAAGCCGACCUGUCGGCCGUCCGAGAGAUCUACGGGCCACAUGCCGUUUCUCUCAGGGAGUAUGGAGCCAUUGAUGACGUAGAUAUUGAUCUGCACGUCGAUGUCAGCUUUCUUGAUGAGGAGAUUGCGGUGGCUUGGGAAGUGAUUCGAACAGAGCCCAUAAUUGUCCGACUACACUGCUCACUUACGCAGUAUUUAAAUGGCCCAGUGCCCACCGUCGACGUCUUCCAGAUUUCCACCAAGGAGCGGUUUGGGUUGGGGCAUCAGCUGAAAAAGAUCAUGCAGACGUUCGUCACCCAGCAGUGGAAACAGAGCAAAGAGAAGUCGAGCUGCCUGCACACCAAGAAGCUGUCCGAGAAGAAGGUGAAGUCCCCCCUGCAUUUGUUUUCUACCCUGCGCAGGUCGCCAAGUUACCCUCCCCCUGGCUGCGGCAAAAGCAAAUCCAAGCUGAAACCCGAGCAAGACGGCAUCUCCAAAACGCACAAGCUGCUGCGCAGGACUUGCUCAGGCACGGGCAAGGCCGAGGAGGCCUGUGCCACUAAGACGCACCGGACCUUCGGCCGCUCCCUGUCCAGCGACCCCAGGGCCGAGCAGGCGGUGACCACCCUCAAGUCGCACAAACUCUUGGCCCGGCCCUGCCCGGCCGCCGCCAAGCAGGAGGACUGCGUCCCUCUCAAGCCGCACAAGCUAUUGACUCGGUCCUGCUCCGGGGACCCUCGCUGCGAGCACGGCGGCCCCGGCCUGAAGCCCCACAAGCUGCUGAGCAGGUCUUACUCCAGCAGCCUGCGCGUGGAGGAGCUCUACGGCCUGCGAGCCCACAAGCUGCUCGGCAAGGGCCCCGCCAGCGCGCCCCGGUCGCCCCGGGCCGAGCCCUUCUCGGAGCCCAGCUCGGAGGGCCGCAGGCUGUCCCUCACCUCAGGGCUCAUGGGCAUCCUGACCCCGUCCUGCUCGCCGUCCCAGCCCGCUCCAAAUGGUGCCAAAUGCGCUCCAGUGCGAGACCGCGGCUUCCUCGUGCAGACGAUCGAGUUUGCUGAGCAGCGGAUCCCCGUCUUGAACGAGUACUGUGUGGUUUGCGACGAGCGACACGUCUUUCAGAACGGCCCCAUGCUCAGGCCCACCGUGUGCGAGCGCGAGCUGUGCGUGUUUGCUUUCCAAACCCUGGGGGUGAUGAACGAGGCUGCCGACGAGAUCGCCACCGGGGCUCAGGUAGUGGACCUGCUGGUGUCCAUGUGCAGAUCUGCGCUGGAGUCUCCUAGGAAGGUUGUCAUCUUCGAGCCGUAUCCUUCUGUGGUGGAUCCUAACGACCCCCAGAUGCUGGCCUUCAACCCCAGGAAGAAGAAUUACGAUCGAGUGAUGAAGGCACUGGACAGCAUAACUUCGAUUAGAGAAAUGACGCAAGCACCGUAUCUGGAAAUCAAGAAGCAGAUGGAUAAACAGGACCCCCUUGCUCACCCCCUGCUGCAAUGGGUCAUUUCAAGUAACAGGUCACACAUUGUGAAACUGCCAGUGAACAGGCAACUGAAGUUCAUGCACACUCCCCAUCAGUUCCUCCUCCUCAGCAGCCCACCAGCCAAAGAGUCCAACUUCAGAGCUGCCAAGAAGCUCUUCGGAAGCACCUUCGCAUUUCAUGGCUCACACAUUGAGAACUGGCACUCCAUCCUGAGGAACGGCCUGGUUGUUGCUUCUAACACAAGGCUGCAGCUCCACGGGGCCAUGUACGGAAGCGGAAUCUACCUAAGUCCAAUGUCGAGCAUCUCGUUCGGUUACUCAGGGAUGAACAAGAGACAGAAGGUGUCAGCCAAGGAUGAGCCGGCGUCCAGCAGCAGGAGCAGCAACGCAUCGCAGUCACAGAAGAAAGGUCAGCAAUCCCAAUUUCUGCAGAGCCGUAACUUAAAAUGCAUAGCCUUAUGUGAAGUGAUCACCUCCCCGGACCUGCACAAACACGGGGAGAUAUGGGUCGUCCCGAAUACCGACCAUGUCUGCACCCGGUUCUUCUUCGUCUAUGAAGACGGCCAAGUUGGGGACGCAAAUAUUAACACCCAAGAAGGAGGCAUUCACAAGGAGAUCCUCCGGGUCAUUGGUAACCAGACCGCUACUGGUUAAGGGGCCACCGGGCCGUUACCGUGAUUCGAAAGCCUUCCUCGGGUUCAAAGCUGGAAUUUGAACUGAAGAAGAUGAAAUAAUUUAUUGUUAUUAUAAACAAAAUUAAUCCUUUGAAUACCGAUUUUUUUCUUAGUAUUUCUAAGUAUCUCAUUACAUACCUAAAACGGUAUGAGAUUUAUCAAUUGCAGGGUUACGGAGUCUAGUAAUAAAGGUACAGCAACCCUUAAACUGCCGUUUGGGUCGCUCACACAAUAAACAGAUUGAAAAAACA